Messenger RNA from Arachis stenosperma, 1811 nucleotides. RefSeq names its product protein IQ-DOMAIN 22-like. Gene Ontology annotation, molecular function: protein binding. NCBI's taxonomy places the organism in Eukaryota, Viridiplantae, Streptophyta, Magnoliopsida, Fabales, Fabaceae. The record is from RefSeq and is a predicted model, not a curated record. The transcript has 4 exons.
AUGGGGAAGGCAUCAAAGUGGUUUCGCGGUCUUUUUGGUCCCAAGAAACACCUACCGCAACCUUCACAAACACAUUCUACUCCUUCUUAUUCCGUGACUUCUUCUCCCAAUCCAACUAAACACAAACGAAGAUGGACCUUCGUCAAAUCAUACAGAGAAAACCACCACCACCACCAACAACAAUAAUAACAACAACACGUGGAUGCUUCUGAUCCUGACAACCACGCCAUCGCUGUUGUCGCUGCCACAGCCGCAGUCGCUGAGGCUGCCGUCGCUGCAGCUCAGGCGGCUGCCGCCGUCGUCAGACUGACGAGCAGCAGCGGUAGGUCCGCCAACGCUGGAAGCGUGACCGCCGCUAGUAGCCAAGAUUGGGCCGCCAUUAAGAUUCAAUCCACCUUCCGAGGAUGUUUGGCAAGGAGAGCAUUACGGGCACUGAAAGGAUUAGUUAAGCUUCAAGCACUUGUGAGAGGCCACAUCGAAAGAAAGCGAACAGCACAACAGAUGAAAAAAUGGCAAGCACUUUUAAGAGCACAAGCUAGAGUCUGUGCUCGCAGAGUUCAUAUCCUUCAAGCCCCAAAUUCCACUUCUAAGUCAUCUUCCUGCCACCUUCAUGGGCCAGCAACACCAGAAAAGUUUGAAAGCCCAAUCAGAUCUAAGAGUAUGAAAGAUGAGCACUCACCAUUGCUUAAGAGAAAUGGCUCCAAAUCAUGCCUCCAGCAGGUCCAUGGUAGUAGCGGGCAAGAGAAAUGUAGGAACAAAUCAGAAAGGCACAUAGAUGAACUAACAUGGAACCAAGAAAAAUCAUCAAUGAGAACCUCUAGCACCACCAAUGGUGACAAAAGUGACAAGAACCCUGAAAUUGAUUCCAGAAGAUCACAAGCCACGUCAUCAUCAAGACGUAGGAACCUCUUUUCCACCACCAACAACCAUGUCUUAGUUUCUGAUCAGCAUUGCAUUAGUAGCAAGAGUUACACCACAAGCAACCACAACAACAACAACAAGGAAUCAUCAUCAGUGAUAUCUCUUCAAUCAGGCCCAAGCCCAUCUUGUGAGGUCCAGCCUCAGAGCCCAAUGAAGCCCAAUUGGGUUGAGGAGAGCCCAUUCUGUACAGCUGAAAACAGCCCCCAAUACCUAUCAGCAUCUUCCAAAGAUAAUGUACCCAAAAGAAGCCCUUUUGGGUCAAGGAGUUAUAUUUGUGACUAUUCUGAUUACCCAAGUUACAUGGCAUGCACUGAAUCUUCAAAGGCAAAAGUGAGGUCUCUUAGUGCCCCAAAACAAAGGCCCAACCAAUGUGAUAGGUCUAGUUCAUCUACUAGGUACUCACUCAAUGGAUUGGGUUGUCAGAGGCCCAAUUAUGCUUUGCAAGGAUGCUUCACCAACAAGGGUUAUCCAGGUUCUGGUCGUUUAGACAAGCUUGGAAUGCCUUUGGGAUAUAGAUUCUAAUCUAUUCUUUAGUUAUAUGGGGUUAUGUUAAGACUAGGGUUUUAAUUUAUGACCUUAUUAAAUUAACUUGUGAUCUUCCUAACCACCCUUUACUUGUUGGGCCUUAAGAAACCUAACCCUCUUCUUCAUUGAGGUUUAAUUAAUUGUGUUAGCAUUGGAAAUCUGAAAUACUUUUAGGAAGUAACGGUUAAGUGAUUAGAAUGAGUGUAGGACUUAUGUAAGUGUGAGUUCUUUCCAUUUCCUAGAAUCUAAUAGGCUAAUAUCUAUGUUUUGGAUCGACAUAUAUGUAUGUAUCUAAUCUCACGACUUGGAUUUGAUUGUUUGGUGGGAAUUAUCACAGCCUUAAAGCACUAAUUGUUUUUUGCUUA